This is a messenger RNA of Fusarium oxysporum Fo47, 942 nucleotides long. RefSeq lists its product as uncharacterized. The transcript has 2 exons. NCBI's taxonomy places the organism in Eukaryota, Fungi, Ascomycota, Sordariomycetes, Hypocreales, Nectriaceae. The coding region runs from base 1 to 942 and encodes 313 amino acids. Gene Ontology annotation, molecular function: adenosine deaminase activity. The record is from RefSeq and is a predicted model, not a curated record. Gene Ontology annotation, biological process: adenosine catabolic process; inosine biosynthetic process.
AUGCCUGAAGGGAAACAUGAUUACAACCUGCAAACGUUAGUCUUGCCUCCAUCGAUUGGCAGUCACAGGAUUAGACACAAGCUAACUACACUUCACAGCUUCUUCCCGCUUUUCAGCAGUUACAUAUAUAACCUUAUCACGGAUGAGGAAUCUGUUCGAGAUACUACCAAAUGUGUAUUGACAGACUUUCUCAAUGAUGGCGUCUGCUAUCUCGAGCUUCGAACAACACCACGCGCCACGCCUCAACUCUCAGCAGAGCAGUACAUCUCAAUCCUUCUUGACACAAUCUCGUCAUUUGAGUCCCAGAACCCUCAGCUACACACUCGUUUGAUCCUCGCUGUCGAUCGGCGACACACCCCUGAGCAGGCUGCUUUCACCCUUGAGCUUGCUCUGACAUACCGUGAGCAGGGAGUCGUUGGCUUGGAUCUCUGCGGUGAUCCAACAGCGAGGCCAGCAGGCGAGAUAAGUGUCUUCACUCCUGUGUUCUUAGAGGCAAAAAAGAAGGGCUUAGGGAUUACGGUUCACUUUGCUGAAGCUGAGGCGAGUGGGUCGAAGGAGGAGUUGAGUACGCUGCUCUCUUGGGAACCGGGCAGGCUGGGACAUGUGAUUUGGGAGGAUGAAGAGACCAAGAAGGAGAUCACAAAGAGAGCGUUGUGUCUCGAGUUAUGCCUGAGCUGCAAUGUCAGAGCCGGGAUGGUGUUGGGCGGCUUCGAAGGCCACCACUUUGGGCACUGGAGAGGUGUCAACGGCCCUAAGAUCUCACUCAGCACUGAUGAUGUGGGCGUGUUCGGAAGCCCCUUGUCUAACGAAUAUAGACUCGUCGCGGAACAUUUUGGCCUUGAUCGUCAGGCUAUAUGUGAGCUUGCGCGACAACCUAUUGAUGGCAUAUUUGGAGGCGAACGGGAGAAAGAAAGGCUGAGAAAUAUCAUGUGGACACAGUGA